AUGGUUCGAUUCCUGGCAGCGCUGGGCUCGCGGCGAGGGGAGGACCCAGGCGUCCGGGGCCCUGGAAGAGGCAUCCUGCCAACCCCCAACGGGUCCCGGACCCAUCCACGCUGCGGGCCGGUGUCCUCCCCUCCAUCGCAGCCGGACUGCGUCCCCGCCGGGAAGGCGACGACGGAGCCGCCCUGGCGCUGUCUCCCGCAGGACGACCCUGGGGCACAUUUGGGGUUUGGGGAUCCUGAUAGCAGUGCCAGCAUGGCUGACCAGGAAUCAGCCUCAAGCUACCUGAAUGCGAAGAAGCCAUCAGCAUUCACCUGGGAGGUGAGGGCAAAUGACCGAAACUACCACUUGCAGUUCAAGAAGAAAUUUGCCUUCUGUCUGACCAAGAAGAAGUAUGCGGACAAUGCCAUUAAAACAGCCAAGUACAAUGUCCUGACCUUCCUGCCACUAAACCUCUAUGAGCAGCUGCACCGAAUGGCCAAUGUCUACUUCCUCUUUGUCAUCUUCUUACAGACCUUUCCUGAAAUCUCCACCCUGCCCUGGUACACUCUCUUGUUCCCCCUGAGCUGCCUUCUCACCAUCCGGGGUUUACGAGAUCUUAUUGAUGACAUUGGCCGUCACCAAAGUGACAGGAAGAUCAACAGCAGGCCGUGUGAAAUCCUGUCUGGGAAGAGGUUCCGCUGGCAGAAGUGGCAUGACAUCUGUGUUGGAGACAUUGUUCGUCUGCGCAAGGAAAACUUUGUCCCAGCCGACAUGCUCUUGCUGUGCAGCUCGGAGCCCAGCAGCCUGUGCUAUGUGGAGACUGCAGAUAUUGAUGGGGAAACAAACCUGAAGUUCAGACAGGCCCUUCUGGUCACCCACCGGGAGUUGGCUACCGAGGAGAGUGUGGCUGCAUUUGAUGGGAAAGUGAUCUGUGAGGAACCCAACAGCCGGAUGCACAGCUUCACUGGCACACUGGAGUGGAAGGGUGAGACAUACUCGCUGGACAGUGAAAGGAUCUUGUUGAGAGGCUGCAAGAUACGCAACACUGAUGUUUGCUAUGGCUUAGUUAUCUAUGCAGGAAUUGAUUCCAAAAUUAUGAGGAAUUGUGGAAAGAUCAAGCAGAAGAAAACCAAGUUGGACCACAUGAUGGACCGGCUGGUGAUCAUAAUCUUCCUGGUGCUGUUGGUCAUAUCACUGUGCCUUGCCAUUGCCUCUGGAUUCUGGGCCAGGAGGUUUCAGGAGAAGCAUAGCUACCUCUCCACUCUCUACGAGCACACAACUCCUGCCAAACAGGCCUUCUUCAACUUCUGGGGCUUCGCAAUUCUCCUGAGCAUCAUCAUACCCAUGUCCAUGUAUAUAACGUUUGAAUUCAUCUACCUGGUGAACAGCUUUUUUAUCAACUGGGAUUUGGAAAUGUAUUAUGCUAUCAAGGACAUACCAGCAAAAGCCAGAAGUACCAGCCUCAAUGAUCAGCUUGGCCAGAUAGAAUACAUCUUCUCAGACAAGACUGGCACCUUGACGCAAAAUAUCAUGAGCUUCAAGAAAUGCUGCAUCAAUGGAACAAUCUAUGAUUCCUCCUGCCCCCAUGGCACCCUUUUGCAGGGAUCAGGGUUGACCUGGAGCCACUGUGCGGACAAGAAGUUGGAGUUUCAUGACCCUCUGCUGCUGGAAGCCAUCCAGCAGGACACCAGCCCUGUGCUGAGGGAGUUCCUGAGGCUGCUGGCCCUCUGCCACACAGUCAUAGUGGAGGAGAGCGACAACCAGCUCAUUUAUCAGGCAGCCUCACCCGAUGAAGAAGCACUGGUGUUGGCAGCCAGGAACUUGGGGUACAUCUUUCUGGCCCGAACACAAGACACUAUCACCAUCAGUGAGUUGGGGGUGAAGAGGACAUACAAAGUGCUGGCCAUGCUGGACUUCAGCAGUGAUCGCAAGAGGAUGUCAGUCCUGGUGCGAGACCCUGAGGGAACAAUCCGGCUGUAUACCAAGGGGGCUGACACAGUGAUCCUGGAGAGAUUGCACCGGCGGGGAGCCAACGAGACCCUCACUGAAAUGGCGCUGGAUCGCUUUGCGGCGGAGACCUUGAGGACUUUAUGUCUGGCCAGCAAGGUUGUGAGUGAAGCUGAGUACAGCAAGUGGAGCAGGAGGUACCAUGAGGCCAGUGUCCUGCUUCAGGAUCGUGCACGGGAGCUUGACAAGCUGUAUGAGGAGAUGGAGCAGAACCUGCAGCUGCUUGGGGCCACGGCCAUUGAAGACAAGUUGCAAGAUGGAGUCCCUGAGACCAUCCAGCUGCUGAAACUGGGCAACAUUAAAGUGUGGGUGCUGACAGGAGAUAAACAAGAGACCGCAAUGAAUAUUGGCUACGCAUGCAAGCUGCUCACAGACGACAUGGAGAUCCUGGAGGAGAAGGAGAUAAGCGAAAUCCUUGAGGCCUACUGGGUGAGCAACAACAAUGUGAGUGACAAUGGGGAAGCCUUGUGCUCCAGCCACCUCUUCCAGCAGUGCCCAGAGGCCUCACACCAUAAGAAGAGAGCUCUCAUAAUCAAUGGAGACUUCCUGGACAAAAUCCUCCACACAGGAGAAGUGCUGAAGAAUGGGACAGAGCGGCUGGGGCAGUGGCGGGCUUGCUUUAAGGCCACAGCUUCGCAGGAGCAGGGCAACCUGGUGGAGAAGGCAUUUGUGGACUUGGCCACAAACUGCCAGGCCGUGAUCUGCUGCAGGGUGACCCCCAAGCAGAAAUCAGUCAUCGUGCAACUGGUGAAGAAGCACAAGAACGCCAUCACGCUAGCCAUUGGGGAUGGUGCCAAUGAUGUAAACAUGAUCAAAACUGCUGAUAUUGGGGUUGGCAUCAGCGGGCUGGAGGGCAUGCAGGCUGUGCAGUGCAGUGACUAUGCCCUGGCACAGUUCUGCUACCUCCAGCGCCUCCUGCUUGUCCAUGGCCGCUGGGCCUAUCUCCGUAUCUGCAAGUUCCUCCGCUACUUCUUCUACAAAACCUUUGCCGGUCUCAUGGCCCAGAUCUGGUUUGCUUUCCACAGUGGAUUCACAGCUCAGCCUUUGUACGAAGGCUGGUUCCUUGCACUCUAUAACGUGUUCUACACCGCCUAUCCUGUGCUUUCCGUGGGCCUUCUGGAACAGGAUGUAAGUGCCAAGAAGAGUCUGGAGUUCCCCGAACUUUAUGUGAUUGGGCAGCGAGACGAGCUCUUCAACUACCGCAUUUUUGGCGUGACCCUCCUGCAUGGUGUCAGCACCUCACUUGCCAGCUUCUACAUUGCACUCUGGGCUUUUGAGGACCGAGUUGGCAAUAAUGUUGUCGGAGACUAUGAGUCCUUCGCCAUCACUGUUGCCACAUCAGCUUUUCUGUCAGUCAUCAUGGAGAUCAUCCUGGACACAAAGUUCUGGACCAUGCUGUCCUUCCUGAUGGUCACAGCCAGUGUACUGUUCUUCUGUGUCUUCUCCUUCCUGACCCAAAGCAUCAAUGCCUUCAAAAUAGCCCCUGUCAUCUUCCGCUUUCCAGAUGCCAGUAAGAAUGCCCUGACCGACCCAUAUGUUCUGCUCACCAUCCUGCUGUCCUUGGUGGUGAAUACUAUCCCCUCGCUCACCGUCCGCUUGUACCGCACUGUUGUGGGCAAAACCACCAUUCAGCAGAAGAUCCGCUUGAAGACCAAGCGGGAGCCGGAGUCCUCAGUGGAAUUGCGAGCUCACAUCCGCCAUGGCUCUUUCCACCGCCGCUCCAGCUAUGCCUUCUCCCACCAGGAGGGUUAUGCAGGUCUCAUCACCCGGGGGGACAGCCUGCGUGUGAAAGGCACCCGCAGCACCGUCUUGAAUCUCCUUUGCCAAGAACCAAACCCUGCUUCAUCAUCCCUCCACGUGCCCUCUGCAUAG
Molecule: messenger RNA, 3858 nt
Organism: Rhea pennata
Lineage: Eukaryota; Metazoa; Chordata; Aves; Rheiformes; Rheidae
Gene: ATP8B3
Product: ATPase phospholipid transporting 8B3
Exons: 29
Coding region: 1-3858 (1285 amino acids)
Biological process (GO): Golgi organization; phospholipid translocation
Cellular component (GO): trans-Golgi network; plasma membrane
Molecular function (GO): ATPase-coupled intramembrane lipid carrier activity; ATP binding; ATP hydrolysis activity
Source: RefSeq, a predicted model, not a curated record